Molecule: messenger RNA, 812 nt
Organism: Neltuma alba
Lineage: Eukaryota; Viridiplantae; Streptophyta; Magnoliopsida; Fabales; Fabaceae
Product: protein TIC 20-I, chloroplastic-like
Exons: 1
Coding region: 1-660 (219 amino acids)
Source: RefSeq, a predicted model, not a curated record
AUGAUGCUGUCCUCAAACAUUAUUUCUGCUGCAUCAAGCCUAAAUUUAACUGGUGGAGAUCAAAGUCUUGGUCUUCUUUAUCCCAGAAUCCCCCUGCCAUCUUCGAGGCAAAGAAGGUUUUGUAUGGUUCCUCGAGCAUCAUCAAAGGAUGAUGUCCAAUAUAGCUUCCGAUAUCCAGUGAUGACCAAAAAGCCAAGAUGGUUAUGGAGGACACUUGCAUGCCUCCCAUACCUUAUGCCUCUACAUGAGACAUGGAUGUAUGCUGAGACAGCAUAUCAUCUUCACCCAUUUCUUGAGAACUUAGAAUUCAUGACAUACCCUUUCCUUGUGUCAAUUGGGAGUCUGCCAAGCUGGUUCCUCAUGGCUUACUUCUUUGUGGCAUAUCUUGGGAUUGUGAGGAGAAAAGAGUGGCCCCACUUCUUCAGGUUCCAUGUGGUGAUGGGCAUGUUAUUGGAGAUUUCUCUGCAGGUGAUUGGCACUGUGAGCCGUUGGAUGCCUCUAGCAAUCUACUGGGGAAAACUAGGAAUGCAUUUCUGGACUGCGGUAGCUUUUGCCUAUCUGUUCACAGUGUUGGAGUGUAUGAGGUGUGCUCUUGCUGGGAUGUAUGCGGAUGUUCCUUUCGUGUGUGAUGCUGCAUAUAUCCAAAUUCCUUAUGACUAAGGAAGAAGAUGUACACAGCAUAUUUGAAUUAGUUUUUUUAAAAGUGAUUUUGUGAAAAUCGAGAUAAAUAUAUUAGAGGAGUUUUGUUUUAGGUUGCAUGAAAUUUUUUUUAAGUGCUUUUUGAGCAUUUCUUAGCCCCCGUAGAAAAGGUU